AGCAUCACAGAUGCAUCAAUUCUCUGAGCAAAGUGAAACCACAGCAGGCUGUGCUGAGAGACCCACAGUUACUGCAGAAACCUCCAUCACUGCAUGUAAAAAGGUCCUCUGCAGCAACAGUUUAUUGGACUCUGCGGAAUAUUGGCUGCGCAAUGAGAAGAGGCUCUGCCAGAUUGGAUUCCUGGAGGAUAAGGAAAGAACCAGCUGUCCCACGAUCUGUUUUGUGAACCUCGAUGGGGUGGAUGCAAACUUCAAUAGAAAGGAACUGCAACAGAAAUUGGAUACUGUGUCACCUGACCUCCCGCACCUCAUCAAUACUUUAAACGUCUGCCAGAUGAAAGACAAUGAACUUAUCCUCGUGAGUGGAUUAAUUGCUCCAGGAAGUUGUCAGGACAAUGCAGAUGAUUCCCAGGAUCAAAAGGAUGAAUCCGUCAAAUAUUCAGAAGAUGAGUGCCUCCCACCUCCCGCGCAGUUGCCCAAACCCCCGGAUGUCUGUUUGGUUCAGUCAGGAAGAAGGUGCAGAAAGAAUGACAUGGCCUGUCUUAUUUAUGAAAUCAACAAAUGCAUGAUUGGCCUGGAUUAUUUCAAAGGAAAGAAAAAAACCCUUGUCAGCACUGCCAACUGGAAGGCAGAGGAGGAGACUAAUUACUCAGGUUCAUCCGUUGAGGAGGACUUUCUCACUGCUUCUGAACAACUCAAUGAUGAGCAAGAUGAAUCCAGCAAUGCCCUAAAAGAUUCUCCAAAGAUUGGUGGGUUUGAUCCAUUACAAGGCACAAAAAGGCCAAAAGUAAAAUCUAAGGUGCUCCUGCAAAUGCGACAAAACAAAGAUAUUUUAUUUUGCCAAAGGUCAUGCAAUCUCCAAGAUACUUUAGUGCACACAUGUGCAGAUGAGGAGAGCUCUGGAAGUGCCUCGUUGCUUUGCUGUGAGGCGAACUAUGUGGCUGAAGAAGCAGAUGGAGAAAGACUUCAAUUCGAAAGAAAUACACAGGAAGAAAGCCUUGUCUUACAAUCUCCUCACAACGGCCAUUUAACAAACUCUGCUCCGGAGUCUUGCACAAUUGAAAGUAUCAGUACGCAUCUUCAGACAGAUUCUCCAGCACCACCAUUAGAUGCACAGAACAUAGAAGAUAAACCUCCAUCUCUGAAAGAGAAUCACUGCAUGGAGGGUAAUUAUGCUUCAAACUUAGCGGAGUCUGUUUUACAGGAUGCCUUCAUUAGACUGUCACAGUCAGAGCCCACUUUUACUACAGAAGCUGCAGUCAGCAUCUCUGCAGAAAGCGUUGAUGACCAAUCACCCAGCAAUUCAACAGCAUGUAUAACAAAUCCUCCUUGUUCAUGGAAUGUACUUCCCAAAAUUGUUAUUGUACAAAGUCCAGAUAAUUGUGAGAAUGCUUCAGAAUGGCAAGAACCUUGCAGCCCUACAAUAACUUCCUGCUCAGACUCUGAUCUGUUAAGUGGUACUCCAGUUGAUGUACAGGAGCACAUUGUUAGCCAGAAUAAUUCAGAGUCAGCUGGUUUGCCUCCUAGUUCUAUUGAGGUAGCUCUAGUUUGUGCAGCAAAUGUCAUAGGGACUGUUUCAAGCCCUUAUAUCACUGAGGGUCUACAGCUGGACCGAACCUCAUAUGAUGUAACUGAGCAUUUGCCUUGCAAUGGAAAAAAUGGGGAUGGAGCUUCGCUCAGUGGUUCUGAAUGUGGAGAGAUGAGCUUCUCGUUCUCUUCAGCUCUCUAUGGUGUAACCCAGGUGGCCAGUGUCAUAGGAGUUGCAGGGUUAAGUGACGAGCCAGACAUGAGUUUUUCUGCUGCUUCGAGCGGCCUACUGUCUGCAGCAGAAACUUCUGCUGCAGUCACCCUCCAAUGCAGUGUGAGUGUUGGCAGCAGCCUAGAGACAUUUGCCCAUAACAUUGCUGAGGUGUUGUUCAAAGAAGCAGCCACCGUUCUUACAAAGCCUGACAAUUGCAGAAGUGUCGGUGGAUUUAUGGAAUCUGUGGACCAAAAGAUAAUUGAAACCGUGACAAGACCCAAAGUCUCUCAUUGGGAGGAAUUGUUAAAGGAUGACUUUGCCUUGAAUAUGUCGAAUUUAAUUCUAAAACAUUCUUUUGAAGAAGCAAAUAGCAAAGUGCAAACAGCACAUCAAGAAAAGGAAAAUAAUUUGGGUGUAAAUCCAACCAAUAUAUUAAUUGAAAAUGUGAAUAAGUCUCUCUUCAGUAUAUUAUAUUUCACUUGCAGGAAAAUCAAAGAAAUUGUCGGGCACAAUGAUGUUUCUACACUCUUUCAAGAUGAUACGAUGAUAAACAGUAAGGAUUCAGAAACCAACAGCAAAGAGGAUGGAGAUUCAAUUUACUAUAAUGUCAGUGAUAGUGUUGAAAAUGUUGGUCAUACAUCUGCUCCUCACGGGAACCUGGCAGAUCCAACAAUCCCGAUUGAGAAAACAAGUGUAGGGCCAGAUUUGUCACAGCAGGUUAACCUGAACCCAACCCGGCUUGGCGGCAGACGAGGCAGUGACUGUGGAAAUAUUUCACCCACUUUGACCAAUGCACUGAGAUCAAGGAAUACUGCAGCUACUGGUACCAAUGUUGUCGUCCCACAACAUCAGCAGAAAAUAUGUGACAAAGACACUCAUUCAUCCUCUAUUGAUGCUAUUGAGGUGGGUAGCAGACAGGGUGGUGCAGUUCAAGGUCGUACAUGUAAUUAUGCAAGCACACUUACAGACAUGAGAGGCCAAAGUUACCCUGAUAAAGACCAGAACAUUCUUAUCACAAAUGCACAAAGUACAUUAAGUCCAUCUAAAUCUUUAUUCCAAGUUGAAAAGUCAACAGCUAACGACCUUUCAAUAAAUGGUUUUGCUGACCAUGUAUCCAAAACGGUUGUUUCCAUGGCAACAGAAAUGGCAGCCAUUUGCCUUGAAAACACAAAUGCCAAACAGCCGUGGUUCUGUCCAUGGAAAUCAAGGUUUGGUGACCAUGAGCAUUUCAUGGUUCCACAGUCAUCCUCAGCAAGAUCUCUCACCAGGAGUAAAGACUCUCAGCCGACAACAGCCAAGAGACUUAAGCCACCAAGACUGAGUGAAAUCAAGAGGAAGACACAAGAGCAACCUGAGCUAAAAGAAAAGCUAAUGAACAGAGUGGUUGAUGAGUCAUUAAACCUUGAUGAUGCCUUGGACCAAAUUAAUAACUUUGCCCAGGAGGUAACAGCUAAAAUAGUGAACUCGGCUGAACUAAUGGUGAUGGACACUGUGAGGCAGGGGCAGGGCAGGGCGAGAAACAGGCUACUGGGCAGAGAAAAAAAGACAUCCAGUUACGAAAGCAUUCCCGAAGAGGACACGGAUUCCAACAGCUCGUGGGCUGCCGUUGGUGCCAUGACUAAGUUUGGGCAGCCAGUGAGCAGGGGCAGUUCCAUCUCUAAACAAUCGAGCUGUGAGAGCAUCACCGAUGAGUUUUCUAACUUCAUGAUGAAUCAGAUGGAAAAUGAAGGCUGGGGAUUUGAGCUGUUGCUGGAUUACUAUGCCAGCAAGCAUGCCAGCAACAUUUUAAAUGCAGCUCUGCAGCAGGCGUGCAGAAAGAAUGGCCACCUUAGUGUAAGUGCAACGUGUCUGUCGAAACAAUCGAGUACAGAGAGCAUUACGGAAGAGUUUUACAGGUACAUGCUCCACGAAUUGGACAAAGAAAGCAAAGAGGGGAAAGCCAACAAAGAGCUCCACAACAUGCUGGUUCCCCCUGCUGGGAGAACAACUUUAAGCUUUAGGCAGUCUUCAAUGCCAGACAGACGAGCAUCUGAGGGACGAUUAACAGUAACUCCCCCUGUGAAAGCAAACUCUUUCGAUGGCUUUGCCCGGAAGGAUCGCAGAAACACACUGCACGUACAUCCAGGUGAUGCAGCAAUGUCCACUAACCUGUACAAAUCCUUAACAGACUCUUGUUUAUAUCAGAGGAGUAAAACCGACCACAUCACUGACAUGCUGAUAAAUGAAACUUGGUCAAAUUCCAUUGAAGCUCUCAUGAGGAAAAAUAAAAUCAUUGGCGAUGAUGCUGACAAUCAGUGUGGUGAACCGUUGUCCAAGCAACAGGCCGAAACUUGUCCCACCUGGGUAGUUACAGACGCUAUCAAAUGUGGGAAAUCAGGCAGCAGCAGUCAACAAGGUUCUUCUGAAACUGCACCCCAUAACUCCAGAACUGAAAGCAAACUGUGUGAGACAGACGUUGGCCAGAGAGUGGAGAAAGCAAAAUUAGUGACUGACAAGAAAGGCUUCAGUUCACACGAUCGGGCAGCCGUGAAGAGAAAGAAAAUGUCCCACUGCCCAAGGGAAGUCCCUUUAAUUCAUAUAGAGGACGACCAAAAGGAAGAGAUCAAGCAAUGCCGGCAGGGAAAGGCUGCCUGCAGCAUGAAGAGACCGAUGGAAAGGAAGUUUCCUGAAGUCGAUUCUGAAGGGCAAAGUGAAUCUGCUUCUUUAAUAUCCAGCAAUGGGAACAGCAGCACUUCAAGUAGUCUUGGCCUCGUGGAUCUAGAUGCCUAUCAGGAGAACCUUUCGAUACGUACUAUACCCAGUGAAAUCAUCAGUGGAAAGGAGACAUUGAAAGAAAAGCAAGAUAGUUUGGAUGAAAAUACAUCGCAGAUGGCAAUUGGCACAAUGAACUGCCACAUGGAUUUUCUUGUGUUGAACUUUGAUCUGAGCCCUGACUGUGUUGAUGCUGAAUUGAGAGCAAUGUUGCAGUGGGUAGCAGCUUCUGAACUAGGAUUUCCAGUGAUUUACUUCAAUAAAUCUCAAGAAAAGAGGAUUCAAAAGUUUUUAGAUGUUAUCCACUUUGCUAACCAGAGAGCCUGGAAGCUCAAAGAUCUGUUUCUUGCAAUCAUGCAGUUCUGUGAAUUACAAGAAGAGGAAGGAAAGCUUCAAACAAGCAGUCUGUUUGACUGGCUCCUUGAAUUGGGCUAAAUAUUAAUAUGCAUUUCUUGUUUGUGUAGAUAAAAAGGUAUAAUAGUCAUAUUGAAACUUUGACUCUGGAGUUGAUUUGUAUGAAUAUUUACAAGCCAGGUUGUGUUUUUCUUGAAAUCACUCAUUAUCUGCACAUGGGUCACACCAAGUGGUACUGUAUACUACAUGUGAAAACCAGCAGUUGUAUUUAUGUCAAAGAGCAAUUUGUCAUACAUACCCAAGAUAUGUUGUUUCUGCCACAUAUUAAUUGCAGAGUUGAAGCAACUAUUUAUUAUUAAAUGUGGAUAAAUGUUAUUUCAUCACCAAAGCAGCCCCACUAUUACAUUGGGCAUACCGUGUACUCAUUUUGCAAUGUAAGUGUAUAAGAGCUGUCACAGAUGCAAACAAGCCACACUCAAAGCUGAAUACAUUGUUAUCUUUUAUCUGAUUUGUACUGUACACGUGAAGACGAUGACAUACGCAAGCCAUAUGGUAUCAGACGAAGCCUGUACUGUUUAUGUAAAUUUGUGUGGCUUGACUUUAGCGCAGAUUUGGAUAGAGUUGAAAGAAAAUAUUUUUACAAUCAUCUUAUUAAAACUGUAUUUUAGGUGUACAGCGCGCUUGUAUAUCUGAACAACCAACCUUUCAGCUAGUGAAGAGUUCCAGACAGCUGACUGCAAAGAUGAUUUUAAUGUAUUGAUGCUGUUUACUCUGUUGAAAUAGUCACAUAACAUUAGAUCAAAUUUUAGAAUGUAAUACCAGGGAAUGCUGCAUAUCCAAACCAAAACCCUUGUCUAAAUAAUGCCAGUCUGCUAGCACUAAAGGGGCCAUGCUGUUUGGCAACAUACAAAAAUAGAGAAUUGUGAAAAGAGUUGCAAACUGCACAUCGUGUUUAAUGUAAUGCAGUUAUAAUAAUUAUCCCAAUUUAGGGAUAAAAUAAUUCUGCCACUUUUCUACAGCAGCCUAAUACAAUAAAUGAAAGGAAAAUAACAACAGUUUUUAGUGGUACAAUUGACAGAUAAAAUAAUUGUCUUGAGCAGUUUCUUUUUGGACCAAUUGUUUAUUUUCAAAUCAAUACUGUUCCUCAGAAAUAUCAAGUUUUAAAAAGCACAAUCAAAAGGGGAACCUUGGCAAAAAGUCACUAUUAAGGAUGACAACUGUAAUACUUCAUUCAAAAAAUAAACUUGCCAUCAAAAAAUGUUUGAUUUUGUACAAAACAUGUGGGUUUAUUUGUAAUACUGCAGAUUGCAGUUACCAUGCUAGAUUUAGUCAAAUUACAUUUUUCUUUAAAUUUAUUACAGUUCCCUCUCAAAACAAUGAAAUAGAUUGGAAAAUGUGCACAUGAAAAUCACACUGAAUUCUUGAUGGGAUUUUGUGCAUUACCGCACAAACCAGCAUGGUGUGUAGGAAAGCACUGCUAGUUUAAAUCCAAAGUAGACACAAAAUGCUGGAGUAACUCAG
Amblyraja radiata (thorny skate) is the source of this 6367-nucleotide messenger RNA. RefSeq names its product SPHK1 interactor, AKAP domain containing (gene sphkap). The transcript has 11 exons. Gene Ontology annotation, molecular function: protein kinase A binding. Bases 11 to 4927 code for a protein of 1638 amino acids. The record is from RefSeq and is a predicted model, not a curated record. Gene Ontology annotation, cellular component: cytoplasm; mitochondrion. Lineage: Eukaryota; Metazoa; Chordata; Chondrichthyes; Rajiformes; Rajidae.